Molecule: messenger RNA, 2993 nt
Organism: Diprion similis
Lineage: Eukaryota; Metazoa; Arthropoda; Insecta; Hymenoptera; Diprionidae
Exons: 16
Coding region: 394-2970 (858 amino acids)
Cellular component (GO): plasma membrane
Source: RefSeq, a predicted model, not a curated record
GAAGUUAUUUAGAAAACUCGCAACAGUAGAAAUCAAUACACGACUUAUUUGACUAGAAAAAAUUAUUUUUAUUUCGAAAUCAAAGACGUAGAAUAAUUUAUAAAAAAAUUAGGUCAUCGAAUCGAACGAAUAUACAAAAAAAAAAGAAAUAUUUAAAAUAAUAAAACGCGAGUGCUAUGAUUGAAUACUCAGCAAUGAAUGAGAAUUCAACAGCAAGAUCGUGGAUGUACGGUGAUAGUAAGAAAUUGAAAGAAAUCGUGACAAACGGUUAUCCGCCAUCAUGAUUUUAAGAUUGAUAAUUUACAACAAGUGAAAAUUGGAUCGCUUAGAAGCGGCAAAGUGGGGCAAUAAAGUGCUGCGAAAUAUAUUUUCGCAUAUCAAAUUCGUGUUAAGAUGACAGCUUUUCAAGCUAUAAUUGCAACAUUGUUCGCGAUACAGUGGGGAAUUGAUUUAAAUAAAUUAUCAACGCACACUGGAACGGCAUCAGUUACGGCGAACGCUCAGCUAAUCUGGACACCGAUUUACGUCGGCGGAACUAGUCAAGUCGACCUUUGGACUCAGAGCACCGAGGGCUGCGCCUGCAGCUUUAAUUCAACAAGGACAGAUUGCGCCUGCUGCGUUCAGUCCGGUGGAUGCAGCUGCGGUGAUUCUUCGCCUCACAGAUGCGCACAAUGCGGGCUUGAGCAAAACUGCGCAAACAUGUGCAACAUGACGCUGGACAGUAAACAGCUGCUGAAUAAAUCCGGUCGAGGUUUCGGCCAAAUAAAAUCGCCAGCGCUGACCGGACCGACUAGAUGUACUUACAGAUUUGUACCGGACACCGGACAACGUGUCGAACUCCAAAUUUAUCGCCUCAUCUCGAUUGGUCGGCACAACGGUUCGAUGUGUGAGGGUGGCUGGCUGCAGCUGGAAGCUGGAGCGAGGGUCUGCGGUAAAAAUGAGAGAUUCAAUCCACCGGUAGUCCUGUUCUCCGAUAAGGAUUCAACAACACUUCAAAUGCAAAUAAAUGAAAAGACAGUGAGAUCGCAAUUCUUGGCCUAUUUUAGCUUCACUUCUACGACGAGCACAUCCGUCGGAUGGCCGGCGAGGGGAGGAAAGUCCGUAAACAAUACUGAGUGCGACUGGGUCUACGAGGACACGGAUUGCCGAAAGGAGUGCGUCCUGGCGAGUCCUGGAUACCCGGGAGUCUACGCGCCGAACACUCGAUGCCGUUACCUCGUCACUUCCGGUCCCCAAAUGGCGGUGACCAUCAAAUUUACGGCGGUUUUGCUGCCGCACAACCACUGCACCAGCGACUACAUCGCCGUUUAUUCUGGCCCAACAAUUUCCAGUCCAGUAUUAGCGAUGCUCUGCGGUAAUAAGAAGACUUCGGUCACCCACGCAGGACCAAAUAUUUUGGUGGAAUUCAGAUCCGGUCCAGGAGUUCCGCCCUUCGACUACAACGGCUUCGUGGCGACCCUAAACUUUCAGGAAAUAACGACAGAAUCACCAACGACAGUCGCGACGGAGACGACGAGCAGAGCGAGUGACGUCGGGAAAUUUGCCAACGUCGGAGGCGGGGGGCCGAAUAUUCGGACUCAGGAUCAUCGGAGAGAGCAUAGACUAAACAGCUGCGACCUCGAGGUCAGAGGCGACGAGGUCAGGGCUGGAAAUCACGAUACUAGGGGAAAACCAAAGUCCACAGCCUGUCGACUCGUUCUAAGGGGCGGCUCGUACGAUUCCAUCCACGUGUCUUUGGCCAGCUAUAAUUUGAGUGCCCCGACAUGCAGAUCGAUGAUCGAGAUUUUUGACGGACCUCUCGAGGGCGGGACAAACGGAAAUGCAAAAUCGCUGAAGAGGAUUUGCAGCCCCGCUCAAAGAAUGCCGGGAGACGUUGAACCGACAGACAAGUACGUAGAACCUGAGAGAUACUCGUCAACGGGACGAGAGAUGACCGUCGUUCUUAGAAGAGCCUCGAACACCCCGAGGGACGAGGAAUACAUGGAUGCUGUGUACUAUUUUCACGAUGAAAGAGAGGGUGGUACGCAGCAGCCAGCGAGUGUUUGUGACGUUGAAUACUUCGGCCUGAGUUCGCCAAAAAAUGGUUCCGUCGUUCAUCCAGCGCCCCACCGACUCCUUUCGUUGGAAGGUCCGCUGAAAUGCCGUCAGCAUUUCAUACCGGCGGCCAAUCAGUCGGUUAUAAUAACUCUCCAGAGCACCAACAAACGGAUCUCGAACAGCGCUUGCGACACGCAGUGCGGAGACAGCGGAUGUCGAUGCUUCGCGAACAGAUCUCUCGACGAAAUUGAUCACCUGCAACUCAUUUCCGAAACCGGACACAUCGUCAGCUGCCUUUGCGGAAGCUAUCAGGACUGGCUUCCGGUGGGAGUGCGAAGUUGGACGCCGGUCUACAUCGAGUGGUUCAGAUCGUCUAGAGGUGGACUGGACUUCAAGGCCACCUACAGAUUCGCCGAGGACGCGUUCUGCGGCGAUCAUUCGACCACCAGACCCCAAGGUGAAGUCACCAGCGGUGAUCUCGCCAAUGAGAUUGUCAAGCUCAACAGAUUUUAUCAGCAAAGGUGCACCUGGGUACUUGACUCCCAAACAGACCGGCAACUCACCGUCGAAGUCGAGUCGAAUCAAAGCAAGCCAUGUACAGCCUGGAACCUGACGAUACACGAGUACAGCAGCAGCGGUGAUCCUGCUGGUCCUAGACUGCACACUUUCUGCUCGCGGGAUCGUCACAAAAACUUCACUCUGCCUUGGAAAAUGAACACUAUUGUAGUUCGGUUGCAAGCCUUGAGUCGCACGGCUCCUCAAUACGUGUUGCGAUGGCGGAGCGAUUCCGUGACGGCAAAUACCAGAAAAAGCGCCCCAUCGCCGGCUCCGAAUCAAGUCGCAGGAUCGUCUCGGAGUUCGAGGGAAUCUCGACGGAUAAUCAUCGCCAUGAUCCUCGUAGCUGCUGCGGCAAAAUUGCUACCAAAAGUUUAGGAAAGUACUGAGAUAUAAGGAAU